Messenger RNA from Exophiala bonariae, 2352 nucleotides. RefSeq lists its product as uncharacterized. Lineage: Eukaryota; Fungi; Ascomycota; Eurotiomycetes; Chaetothyriales; Herpotrichiellaceae. Gene Ontology annotation, molecular function: calcium channel activity; calcium ion binding. The coding region runs from base 1 to 2352 and encodes 783 amino acids. The record is from RefSeq and is a predicted model, not a curated record. The transcript has a single exon. Gene Ontology annotation, cellular component: membrane. Gene Ontology annotation, biological process: intracellular calcium ion homeostasis; calcium ion transmembrane transport.
AUGGCUCCCAAUGAUACCUUCAUCAGUGUACGGGAAACACCUGGUUCAAGCAACUCAUACGAGAUGGGCGAGAAGGCCUUUCCUAUUCCCAUGUCCUAUCCGCUUAAUUCGAGACCCAGCAUGGCACAAUCAAGGAUCUCGAUCCCGCAAGCUUCAGAUAGGUGGAACGAUGAGAAGAUCGACGAAGAUGAGGAGUUGUCAGAGCUUGGAAUGACAUGGCAAAGAUUGCGACAGAACGUCUUGAUCCGUUACACAUUCUAUAUCGUUCCUGUUGCCAUCUUAUUGGCGAUCCCGAUUAUCAUCUUUGCAACCACACACGCAAAUGCGAGGAUAUGGUCACAUUUCAAGGAAACCAAACUCCAGCCAGUCUAUACCUCCAACAUCACGUCCAUAGAUGAUUCACCCACCAGUAACAUUACAAACAUUUACAACAUCACUUCUGCCGAAAUAUAUGAGCAGGUGACCACAAACGAGGAUGGAGGUAUUCGACUCCUCGGUCUUUUCAUCUGGAUUGAAGUUGUUUGGGUUCUUCUGUGGGUGGCCAAACUCCUGGCUCAGUUUGUGCCAAUACUUUACCAAUCCAUGGCCGGAGCUGUACGGACCGGCAUCAGAAAGUAUGCACUAGUACUCAAGGCGGUUGAAAUCCCACUAUCUCUAUUCUUCUGGGCCAUCCUGUCCAUCGCAUCCCGUUCCAUCAUUUGGACAUUUGACCAGGACUUUCACAAGAAAUACGCCGGACAGAUUCAUUGGCUUAGCGUCCUCCACAGUGUCAACAAAGCCACCAUCGGUGUUACCGCACUUUACCUUGUUCAAAAACUAUUGAUUCAAAUGGUCAGUGUCAACUAUCACGGGAAGAAGCAAUACGAUACUAUCAAGGAGCUGGAGACACUCAGUCGCUCUAUUGAGACCAUGUACGAUGUCUCUCGAAGACAGUAUCACGACAGCCACCCCGCUUUCAGAGAGGACGACCUUGAUAUUCAUGAUGUUCGAGGCUAUCGCAAGGAUAAGCACGGUCGUCGAACAGCGACUUCGGAUUCCGCUGCAAUCUUCAUGACAAGUCUUGGAACAACUGGUGACAAGAUCACAUCCAUCCUAGGGUACAUGGCAAGUGAUAUUGCAGGUCAACAAGUCCUAACACCAACAGCUUCAGGAGCAAUCGUGGAAGCCGCACUUGAGAGACCUGUUGCGGCAGAAGCCCUCGCACGUCGCAUUUGGAACUCGUUCACCAACUUUGGUGCCAACAAGCUUGACGAGGAAGCAAUCAAAAUCAUGUUCGGACCCGGAUGUGAAGCUCAGGCAAUGUAUAUCCACCGCAAAGUCGACACCGACGGCAACGGCGACAUAACUCUCGUCGAAAUGGUUGACCUCGUCAAGAAAGUGGCAUCAGACCGAAAGACUAUCUGGGAAGGCGCACACAAUGUAAAGGAUGCAAUCAAAGUCCUGGACCGAGUCCUCAGCGUGUUUGUCCUCAUCUUCAUCUUCUUGAUCUACGCCGCAUUCUUCUCCGAUUACCUGGCCAACCACUACACCCAGGUAUGGUCCACCUUCACCGGUUGUUCGUUCCUCUUCGCCAGCACUGCGGGUGAACUCUUCGCCGCAUGCAUCACCGUCUUCAUCAAACACCCGUACGACGUCGGCGACCGGAUUUCCAUCAACGACACCGACAUGGACGUUGUCAAGAUCUCUCUCCUGUACAGCGUGUUCAAAGAAGUAUCAUCUCGCCAAUUAGUACAAAUCCCCAACUCGAGUAUCAACGGCCUGUGGAUCCGAAAUGUGACCCGAUCCAAGGAACUCAAAGAACAGAUUAAAAUCAGCGUCUGCGCCGACACAUCAUUCGAAGACCUCGAAACCCUCCGAGGUCAGCUCGCCGGCUUCGUGAACGAGCAUAAACGCGACUUUCUCCCCGAAGUCGACCUCCAACUCCUCUCGGUGUCAGACCUCAAGCAAAUCGAACUCCGCAUCGAGUACGAACACAAAGGCAACUCCGCAUCCGAGCAGACUCGCGCCCAGCGUCGCAGCAAAUUCAUGUGCGGGCUGUUAUCCGCGAUGCGACGAGUCCCCAUCACGCCGCCCGGUGGCAGCGGGCCCGGUGCCGGAAGCAAGGAGUCACCCACCUACAGCGUCACCAUCUCGGACGAGGAGUCUAAGGCCGCGAAGGCCGUCUUCGACGAAAACAAGGAUGCGAAGCGAAUGUAUCCCAAGAAUGGCCCGGCCGUCAGCACCGCGGUGAGUGAAGCUCCUGUCGCGGUAGGUGGCGGUGCCAGUGGCAGCACGGCGCUCGAGAUCCUACCUAGUCUUCUGAGGCAGAAUAAACCCCGGACGUCGGAGGACGGUAUUUUUAUCCGUCGCUGA